CACGUGUUGUCUCCGCCCCCUCAGGUAGGAAAAGUUGCCAGCUCCGUCUUUUACCUGUUCCUGGGCCACACAGGUGAGCUCCGGGUUGCAGCCAUGGCUGAGUCCCAGCUCAUGUGCAUGGAAGACGGCCGAAUCGGAACCUCGGUACCGGAGUCCAAGCCGGAGUUUUACUACAGCGAGGGGCAGCGGCUCGCCAUCGAGCAGCUGCUCCGGAGCGGAGACGGAGCCUUCAAAACGCGCCUCAAGGAGGACAACAUGAAGGAUUUUCUAUCGGCCAGGGAGGUCAAACUCCUGAACGGAACCUUCAAACGGUACGAGUCCAGCGACGGAGGGUCCGCGGCCCCGCGGGGGGCCGCCAGCAGCGACUCGGGGGUCCAUUCCACCUACUGGCCCCAGAUGUCGGACACCGAGGUCCCGCCGCUGGACUUGGGCUGGACCGGCGGCAGCAUGUUCAAAGGGGUGACCCGCGUGUCCGUGCACACGCACCCGCCCAAAGACAACGGGCCCCAUAUCAAAGAGGUGGUGCGGAAACUCAUCCAGGAGGCCAACAAGGUGAUAGCGAUAGUGAUGGACAUGCUCACCGACAUCCAGAUCCUGCAGGACCUGAUGGACGCAGCUUGCCGUCGCUCCGUGCCCAUCUACAUCUUAUUGGAUGAGCAGGGCAUGCCGCACUUCUUGGAUAUGUGCUCAAGGCUGCAGAUUGGUGCGCAACAUCUACGGAAUAUUCGCACCCGGCUCCUGCAGGGCGUUGGUUUUGGACUCUCCUUUGGCCGGCUGCCGGGUUCUCUGUGUUACAAGUACAUGCUGGUAGACGGGGAAAAAGUCAUGUGUGGCUCUUACAGUUUCUCCUGGUGCACAUCUCGUAUGGACCGGAACAUGAUCACUGUGAUGACGGGCCAAGUGGUUGACUUCUUUGACCGGGACUUCCGUGAGCUUUACGCCAUUUCUGAAAAACUGGACCUCUUCAAAGAGUUCAGUGUCAGCCAACCAACCAAUACAACUGCCACUUUACGUUCCAAAGUGGGGCCCAAACGCCCUCCUCUGCCAGCCACCACAUCUCGCUUCCAAGUUAGUUUAGGUGACUCACGGAGUCCUGACAUCCAGGUGCCUGCACACAAAUACUACAACCCCAAAUACUUCUUGGCGUUGGGAGUCACUCCACCACGUCCAACAGGGUCUCUGCAUGAGCCAGGAACUCUGAAGGGAUACCCAUUGGCAAAUGUCCCUGAAGAACCUGGAAGGCCCCGCCUUGCCAUCAGUGAGAAGAUGGACCGGCUGAGUCCCCUGCCUUCAGAAGAACCAGAGGAAAUCUUCACUACAGUCCCUGUAGAAAAGAAACACACUUUCAGGGAGAAAUGGAGGCUGAAAUUUUCUAAAAAAGCUAAAGGUGACAGUCCAGUAAGGAGCGAGGAUCAAAUGUAUUUAUCUGCAGAAACAAUCCAGAUUGAUGAUAGUGAGGACAACACUGAUGUGAUAACUCCACCUAAACGGCUGGGCAAGAACCUAUCCAACCUGAGGUCCAGGGAUGAAUCUUUGCAGACUGCAAACAGUACACAGGACACUGAGGGUGGAAAGCGCCGACGGUCGAAACACAAAAAUUGUAAAGUAUCCUGAGGUUCACAGAACUGCUGCCAACUCCAACGUCCUCACGUCACUCUGUCUGCGUUUAGAAUCUGUAUGUGAAAUGUUGUCAGUGUCUCAAUAUAUGUGAAACUAACUGUACAAAAAGACCAAAAGAAUGUCAAAUCCUUAAAGUAUUGAGACAUGCUGUUUACAGUUUUUGAUGCCAAAUUUUAGAAAAUCAAAAUGUUGGUUAUGUUGGGGUGCAGAUACUUGCAUGCAUCUCUUUUUUUUUGUGUGUGUAGAAUUUUUGGUAGCACCUAGGAUGCAGUGUUGAGCAUUCUUCUGCUCAACAAUGUUUUUUGGUUUUUUUUUUAACCAUGAUGCAAUCACAAGAUUGUCCUUACACAGCUGAGGUGCUUCCACAAACCAACCUAAACCCAACAACCUCUGCGAUCAUGGCAAUUCUGAUGCUAAGUGUCAUCAUGCGAACCCUUUUGGUUGUUGUUUCUAUUUUUCUCUUCUUUUAAGAAAAAGUCCAACACUCAUUUAAGGGGAUAUUAAAGGGGGAAAAAAAAUCAGGAUUGAAGAACAUCCCCCAUGUGGUGAUGAGUUUUGUUUGUUUUGCCUCCUAUUACCACUUUUGCAUGAAUCAAGGUUCUGAUUUUGAAUUGAUUCUGUUGAGGUUCUUGUGGAACCAUGGUGCCAUCUAGUGGAUCAUCUCACACUUCAACCAUGAGAGAGAGGUGCUUUCUCAUGAUACUUGUAAACAGAAAAUAAUUGUGGCAUUGUGAUUUAUUGUUUUUAUACGUAGAAAUGCUCAACGGUUUUACUUGACAUUGAUUGAUUCCAUUUGCUUCACCAUUGUCUGAAUGUCUGUUCUGCUUAAUAAAUUGUUUGACAGCU
Thalassophryne amazonica is the source of this 2466-nucleotide messenger RNA. It is a transcript of the gene sack1fb, whose product is annotated as family with sequence similarity 83 member Fb. The transcript is spliced from 5 exons. The record is from RefSeq and is a predicted model, not a curated record. Bases 94 to 1614 code for a protein of 506 amino acids. Lineage: Eukaryota; Metazoa; Chordata; Actinopteri; Batrachoidiformes; Batrachoididae.